CUGCGUAAAAAAAACAAAGUUAAUUGUGUUUUGUAUUGUGUUUUAAUGAAGGUAAUGGAAAUUGGUUGGUAAUUCGUCACGGCCUAUUUAAAUCCGGCCCCUUACACGUCACGGAAGAGGUGUUGCCUUUCGUGGUUAGAUAGAGAACAUCCUGCUGAGUAUAUGUCAGUAGCGAAAAGGAAGCCGGCAUCUGUGACACUAAAACUAACUCCACCACAUUAUCGGUCUUUUUUUUUUUUAGGGGGGACUAUUGGUGAUUUUAGGAUAAGUUUCAGGGUAACUUUGAGUGCGCACAAUGGCUGAAAAGAUAGACAUGGAGGAAGGGAAGGCAUCCAACGGCGAGGCUCACCUCGAUGAGCCGCUGGCCAAUGGACUGAACAGCCCAAAGAAGAGCAGUACGGAGCCGCUGUCCGAGCGGGUGAAGAGGAUAGUGCUGGCAAACCUGCUGGUGAUUCUCACCGUGGCCGGUGUCAUCAUCGGUGUUUUUAUUGGACUCGGUGUGCGCAACGUGGCACUCACCCGGACCCAGGUCCUCUACAUAGGUUUCCCCGGGGAGCUGCUCAUCCGCUUGCUAAAGAUGAUUAUCAUCCCCUUGGUGGUCUGCAGUCUGGUGUCCGGGGCGGCCAGCAUCGACCCGAAAGCCCUGGGCAAACUUGGCGGCUGGGCUAUGCUCUUCUUCCUCGUCACCACCUUGAUUGCCUCGUCCAUCGGGGUCGUGAUGGCUUUCAUCCUCACUCCUGGUGCUGUGACAGUCGGGAAACCCACGGUACAAGGCUUGGAUGAAGACGUUCCUGCCGCAAAAGAAGUGAUAGACUCCUUCUUAGAUUUGAUCAGAAACAUCUUCCCCUCCAACCUGGUGUCAGCUGCCUUUCAAUCAUAUGCAACCAGCUACAAGCUGGUUACAAAGAACGGCACAGAUGGAAACCCUAACAUCACAGUGGAGAGGGUUCCCUUUGGAACGGACCAGGAUGGCAUGAAUAUUCUUGGUCUGGUAGUGUUUGCCAUUGUGUUUGGUGUGGCUUUAAGAAAGCUGGGAGAGGAAGGAGAGAUCCUCAUCAAGUUCUUCAACUCCUUCAACGAGGCCACCAUGGUGCUGGUCUCCUGGAUCAUGUGGUAUGCCCCUCUCGGUAUCAUGUUCCUUGUAGCUGGCAAGAUUGUUGAGAUGGAGGAUGUUGGCACACUGUUUGCCAGUCUGGGAAAAUAUAUAGCCUGCUGUAUCAUUGGACAUGCCAUCCAUGGCUUACUUGUGCUGCCCGCCAUCUACUUCAUUAUUACAAGGAAGAACCCAUACACCUUCCUCUGGGGGAUAUUCACAGCUUUGGCAACGGCCUUCGGAACAAGCUCCAGCUCUGCCACCCUGCCUCUGAUGAUGAAGUGUGUGGAGGAAAAUAACGGCGUAUCCAAGCACAUCAGCCGUUUCAUCCUUCCCAUCGGAGCGACAGUCAACAUGGACGGAGCUGCUCUCUUCCAGUGUGUGGCUGCAGUUUUCAUCGCUCAGCUGAACAACGCUUCCCUUAACUUCAUCCAAGUCAUUACCAUCCUUGUGACAGCUACAGCAUCCAGUGUUGGAGCAGCAGGUAUACCUGCUGGUGGAGUGUUGACCCUAGCUAUUAUCCUGGAGGCAGUAGGACUUCCCACCAAUGACAUCUCUCUCAUCUUGGCUGUUGACUGGCUUGUUGACCGUACCUGCACAGUGCUGAAUGUAGAGGGCGAUGCCUUCGGCGCUGGGCUCUUGCAGUUCUUUGUCGACCGUACAUCCAAACAGGAAGGAGGAACAGAGCUGAGCGAGGUCAGGCUGGAGGGCAACCCAACUGCUGCUGAACCCGAGCACUCGCCGCUCAUUGAGAAGCGAGGCGGGAGGGAAGAAAAAGAGUCUGCCAUGUAAACCUGUUGAUGACAUCAUCAAGAACUCCCUCACUUAUCUGACACUCCUGCAAGUUGAAACCUGAGGUUCAUGCCCCCUUUCCUGUUUUUUUUUUUUUUAUUUUUUUUUAUUUUUUUAUUUUUGUGCCCUGAAGUAAAGAGUGCAAGGAGAGAGACUGGACAUGCACACUACAAUGCAAAGAAAAGCCCUCUGUUCUAAACACUUUUCUGAGCGGGAGAGCUAAGAUGUCCUAGGAGAAAUUCAAAAUCCAUAUUAUGCACAAUGACUUUGGUUUUCUUUUCGAAGGAACAUUAUUGGAGGUUAGUCUAGCAGCUUUGUUGGCUCAAACUGAUGUUGCAUUUAGUCGGUCCUCACUAACUUUAAAGGCAGAAUUUUAUCGUGAUCAAGUGUGUGUCUGCCAGGUAUACAUCAGUCACAUCAGUGUAUCAUGUGACCAAUAUAUAUACAUCCACUAGGAUGUCAAGAGGCUAGACCAGUGACCCCCUGCAAGACCUCCUCAGAAACAUCAGAUCUAAUGUUACAAAUAUAAGAAACGGUACAUUCAUUUAUGUGAAAAUGAAAGUUAUACAUGGGUGUGUUCACCUAUUGGUCUAUUGUCACCACCUUGCCAGAUCUCAUUUAUCACUGAUCCUGCAUUUAGCAAACCUCUGGUGGUCACCACACUAUUCACUAUUAUUAUUAUUAUUAUUAUUCAAUAUCAUUUUAAUCAAAGCUUCCAGGUGGAAAACAUGAACAUUUCUGACUUUAAAAAGUUGACGAGGACAACUCUACAGCGUUAUGCACCCGGUCUGAAUUAGCAAGACAGUUUUCAUAUUCUUCAUCUGGAAUCUAUUACCUUCAAAAUGUUUUUGUUACUGUCACCUUUUUUUGUUUGUUUUUGUUUGUUUUUUUAAAUGUCAGAUUUCAAUCUUCCCUUUUGAAGAAAAUAACAGAGACAUCGUGUUGUAAACUGUAUCGUUAUAUACUGCAAAUUUUAAAACACGUGUAUUUUAUUAUACAUGAUUAUUGCCACUUUCAUGCAGAUUUCAUCUUAAGUUUAUAAUGAAUAUGGCUAUGGUGAUGUAUGAUGAAAUGCACAAACACUUGUUAUAAUCUUUAAUGGGGGCUGAAGGCUUUUUAGUAGUCUUAUUGUGUCUUUGGUUAUACCCUUAGACUGUAGUGGUUCUCUUGUGUACAAUGCCUUUCUCAUGGUGAGGAAAAAAAAAACAAUAUACUUGUAAAACCUGUUCUCAAGAUAUAGAUUUCACACUCCAAAGCACACCAAAUGAGUUAAUCUCCUCGAUAACAUCCCAAAGCUGAAUCAAGGACCUUUUUCUCUCAAGGACUCACAAUAUGUCAUCAUGCAUGGACACACACACACACAGAUUGACCUCCAAGCAUCUCUGCCUCUUCAGAUGGACAUCAGUGCUAUGGCAGGCAGCAUAACCUCAGGUUUACCUUUUUGCUUGAAGACUGUCCUUCAGCUGCUCCUUAAUACCCUAAGACCAAAAAUCACACUGACUCAGCAAACAGGAAGGAGACUGUCGAACUCCUGAUUACACUGAAUGACUUUUCAAGGGAGAUUUUUUUAAAUUAUGGCCUACAUUUUAUUCAUGCUGUUGCUCUGUGCAUCUUAACAAGGUACAAAUGGGUUUUAAAGCACAGUGUGUGACAAGCAUUAUUGACUGACACUGUAAUACCGUGUGUGAUUACAUGUGAUGUAUACGUAACAGAAUCCCUUCCACUACAAAGAUGUCUCUACAUUGUCAAAACAGCUGCAGUGGAUUGUUGGUUAGUUGUGUCUCUUGAGGCCUGAACACCUAAAGGACUUAAGGGUACACAUGUCUCAAUUGAAACCUAUUCAUUUUUUUGCUGUAAGGGCCAUAAACAUGGAAUACUAGUUAUCUGGGCUUUAGGCCACCUUGUAUGUUUUAUAAAUAUUUGUUUUAAUUCAUAUUUAUUUCUCUAAUCAAAACCCAAAGAUUUUUUUAGCCAAUGACAUGUUGACAUGUUAGUAACUCCAAAAUGGCUUUGUUUGCCAGCUUCUUAUAAUGGCUGAUUGGUGAUAGUCUUUUAUGUUUUUUUUUUUUUUUUUUUUUUUUUCCCUUCUGUCUGAUUUUCAACUAGUGGGUGAAACUCUAAACUGUAUGUAUACUAAGUUCUUCCAUUUGGUGAAUUUCUUUUGCAGUUUGGCAGCGGGCAUUUUGGAAACUUCAAGACUUGAGAAUAGCAGUGAUGAUAUGUAUUGGUUGUACCCUUACUGUCCUAUUUUCAAAUGAAUAACUGUAAAAUUGCACUAUUGAAUGUUUAUCUCCUCCAUCCACAUCAUCUUUAACUGUUUAGAAGUCUACCAAAUGACUGGGACAUAUGCUACUAAUGGUAUAUACAACGUUUUAUGAGGAAUAUCUUUUCAGUGGGUGUUUUUUACUUAUCAGCUUUAUAUUGCACUAGUUUUGCAGUAUUUCCCAUAAUGGUCAUCUAUGAAAUCAUUGCAUUAUCUCCAUAGUCUUAUUUCACUAGUGCUAAAAAAUUUAUCACUGCCUUAAAACUAAGCUAUUGUGCUCCAGCUUCGACCUUAUGCUGUUUUGGUGCAGGGUUAUAAAGAGGUUAUCAUUCCUUUUGAGAUAUUUCACCAUAUGGAUGUCUGUCUGACAUCAUACUGUUAUGUGUAUGUGCAUGGUAGUUAUUACAGUGGGGCUAGGUUUCAGAGAAAUUUUCCAGUAACAAUCUGAAUGUGCUGUCUCAAGGUUUUAAACAAUAAAGUCCUUUUUUUUAUGAUU
Molecule: messenger RNA, 4644 nt
Organism: Seriola dumerili (greater amberjack)
Lineage: Eukaryota; Metazoa; Chordata; Actinopteri; Carangiformes; Carangidae
Gene: slc1a5
Product: solute carrier family 1 member 5
Exons: 8
Coding region: 296-1885 (529 amino acids)
Biological process (GO): L-aspartate import across plasma membrane
Cellular component (GO): plasma membrane
Molecular function (GO): neutral L-amino acid transmembrane transporter activity; symporter activity; L-aspartate transmembrane transporter activity
Source: RefSeq, a predicted model, not a curated record